AUGGUUGAGCUGGUUAAAAUGGCAUCCAAUGUGAUACCUGAAGACGAACCACAACAAGAAAAUGAACCAACAGAGAAGCAUGUAUGCAAGUCAACAACCCCAAAGCGAUCAGAGUCAGAAGGUCACAAUAGCUCCACUGAUACUACAAGUGAUCAUGGCGAUCAAUCAUUCAAGCUAACAACCCCAAAUAGAUCAGAGUCAGAAGGGCACAAUAACGCCAUUGACACUACGACUGCUCAUGGUGGUGAACUACAAUUACCCAGACAAAAUAUGAUAUCUAUCAAUGGUUUACCAUCGAACAUGACCGACGAACGCCUGUUCAAAAGAUUAGAGAAAGUAUUUUCAAAUGUCGGUAAAUUUAAAAUUAAUCAACAAACAAGGAGAGCGUCCAUCGAUUUAUUUCGAGACAUGGAUAGCACGUUUCAAUCGAAAGUCACAGCAACGAUUACAUUUGAACACGAAGAAUCGGUGAUGGAAGCAAUUCAAAAAUACAAUGGAAAACCCGUACCAAUCUUAGAUAGCCCUAAAAUUUAUGUCAAGAAGUCAGAAAUGUAA
Molecule: messenger RNA, 555 nt
Organism: Adineta steineri
Lineage: Eukaryota; Metazoa; Rotifera; Eurotatoria; Adinetida; Adinetidae
Source: the annotation of a GenBank genome assembly